Suillus discolor is the source of this 2031-nucleotide messenger RNA. RefSeq lists its product as uncharacterized. NCBI's taxonomy places the organism in Eukaryota, Fungi, Basidiomycota, Agaricomycetes, Boletales, Suillaceae. The record is from RefSeq and is a predicted model, not a curated record. Bases 1 to 2031 code for a protein of 676 amino acids. The transcript has 7 exons.
AUGUCUAUUCAAGUUUCCUUAGACAACACAGAAUUUUCUCUGGUUUUGGAUGCCCUGCAACUCAUGCAAAGUGAGCUAGCUGUGGCUCUUGCUAAUCGAUUACUCAGCCAUAACCCACCUUCGCCGCAUUCAACCAAAGACGAUCCAGUGGGAGGCAAACAAUACGCAGGUGGACGUGCUCUUUCGGAUGGCAAGGGAUCUCACCGGAUGCAACCUUACCGUCUUUGCCCUAGGAACUCCAGGAAUUUGGCUAUGGGAGGAAGGUGGACCAUCGGAGAAAAAACGGCCUGUUCUUCCAACGUCUCAGCAGAAGCCUUCAUUGGGGUAAUUGCGGCCAUGGACACUGGUCUUCAGUCAGAUCUGGCCCAGUGGAUGGAGAGUAUUUGCUCUGUGGCAUCUGAGAUUCAGUUGUCAGGUGCUACUGUGAUGUCUUUGACUUACCGGUGUAAGGUUUGGGGCAGAAAGGGUGUUGGGUGGAGUUUGAUUUCCAUGGUGAACUACAUGCAGCUAGCAAUGAAAUGCCAGAGUAUGAUAGAUUCAUCCACUAAUUACAGCGAUUUAUACGAAACCCUACCGGUGGACAGACCUACCAUUCGCACCUUUCUGUUCUGGAUUGCUACGGGUUUCAAGUUCAUGCACUUGGCAGCAGGGGGGUCAUUCUAUUUACUAAUUCUCGUGGCCACCAAAGACCUGCGAUGGACUGUAACUAGGAUGCAAGCCAACGUGCCCUGGGAAAUCGCCAAGAUGUUGAGAAGGCCGAAUGCCUGUGAAAACGAUUUACAGGUUCUCAUAGAAAGGAGAAUUAUACCAAUAAUUUAUCGUCUGCGUAAAGCCCUACCUUUGAGCAUGCCUGGUGCAUUUGUAGCCCUGGACAGAGAGGUGGAUUGGACGUGCAUUAGGGACACUGACCGCCUUUUUGAUGGGGUGAAUACUAAUAACUACCAGCUCCCUUCUCGGUGCAAAUCGGCUUGGAGAAGUUGUCUAGACCCUUGCUGGGACGAGACGCUGAGCCUGGGGUGCAUCACCAGGUCAUUUGGAGAUGUCGGCGCAGCAACAGCACUUACGGCUUCACCUGCUGUAAGACUACUGCACUUACCCGAAUUCUUCGACGACUCUACCUCUAUCAAGACGCUCCCAAAGUUGAUUUCCAUAGAGACAGCCUUUGACUGUGAGGCUCCUGAGAACCUACACAAUCCGGUUAACGGCAACAAAGUGCAGAACUUGCUGUGGACUAUUGAGCAGCAAAAGAUCGUUGAGGAGAGUGCAGUAACAAUCAUAGACACAGAAGAUUUAAAGGCGAAGCUAUCCACGUUCUACCCCUCCAGAAUUAAACAACCGGACACCUACAUCAAGAUUCCAAUGUCUAUCCUUCCAGGAGCGUUGGAAAUUCGCAACUUGGAUGGGAGCCUCAUGGUGUUCAUCUGCAAUUUCAUGCCUCCUUCAAUGCGAGAUACCCUUUUUCCUUUACUGAAAUCUGCUUUUGAUUGCCUAGAGGUGUUCAAGAAUCGCACCAUGUUGUCCAUCUCUCAAGAGACCCAGGAUCCUGAGGCCGUAUUACAAUCUGAAGCAAAUGAACCGUUUCGUUGCAUUCACUUUAGCCAUUGGAAUAGAUACGGUCUUUCGGGCAACACGGCACCUGCUGACAUGCACCCUCAUGAUUUGGUGGCUACAUCAGGCAGAACUAACCUCACACAAACGCUGCCUUACAUGUCACGCGAAACUUUUGAAUACGAGCAACUGUAUCUCAACAUCCAGAAUAACCUAAGGGAGGUUUUUGAGUGGAUAGAGCAGACGGUAGCUCAUUAUCUUCCAGAUGACUAUACUGUUCUUGCUGAGCUUGUUGAUAUUCUUCCCAAUGCUGGUGGAUCACUGGUAAAACCUUUCUUGUCUCUGGUGGUGAACAUCAAUGUCUGCACAAUAGGUCAUCGGGACGGAAAGGACUAUCGACUAUGUUUAGUGCUGCCCAUCGGUAGCUUUGUAGGGGGUGGACUGGUGAUGAGGGAGCAGGGAGUUGUUGUUGAGAUCACGUAA